Molecule: messenger RNA, 2323 nt
Organism: Coregonus sp. 'balchen'
Lineage: Eukaryota; Metazoa; Chordata; Actinopteri; Salmoniformes; Salmonidae
Source: the annotation of a GenBank genome assembly
AUGGAGAGGCUUGUCUCGUUUAGACAGUCAUACAGAAGCGUGGGUGUCAGAGCUGCCUGGACACAAAGUUUGUCCCCUGUGAUGACGCGUGUGUGUUCCCCUACAGAUGUGUCUCCUGCAGCAGUACAGGCUCCCUGCUGUAUGUGUAACUGUAAGAGCACCUUACAGGCCAUUCUACAGGAGAUACGCACCAUGAGGAGGCUAAUGCAAACACAGAAAGGUUCCCAGGAGAAGCAAGAGCACACGACCCCUCCCUGGCCGCCUUGCCCUGUCUCCCCAGCCCCAUGCCGCAGACCCCGCAAGAGACGCCCCGUUCACAAGGUGGCUCCAAUGAGUGCACCCAGUAAGAGGGCAGCUGUUCCCCCUCUCCCCCCAUGUUUACCCCUGGAGCCCGGGGGGAGGAGGGAGACGGGGUGCAGAGAGAUGGAGAGGCCUGUGCACACCCCUGCCUCACCCGCUACCUCCACCUCACCUGACCUCUCAGUACCAACCCUCUCCAUGCAGAACAAGCCCAUCCCCAGUGAUGAAAUGCAUCUAGCGGAGGACUACGAGGUGUUUAUCCCUAAGGCCCAGCUGGACUCAAUCCUGGUCAACUACACACACGCUCUGGCAGCCUGCUCUUCAGGAAGCUGGUAGGUCUUAUUAACCUUAUCAAUGACUUUAUUGACUUUGUUCAUGUUGAUUGACACACCUUCCAUCUUGGUCACAGGUGUGCACCUUCUUUGCCGACACCACGCUCGCUAACUCACUGCCCAAUGGCAAGAGGAAGAGAGGUCUGAACGACCACAGGAAAGGACUGGACCAGAACAUUGUGGGAGCCAUUAAAGGUAGAAAAGAGAGAGAGUGAGAGAGAAAGAGAGAGAGAGAGAAAGGGGUGGGGGGAGAGAGAGAUGGGGAAUAGAGCGAGAGAGAGACAGGUGAUGUCUAUUUGUUUUGUUGGGUCUUCUGUUAAUCUCCCGUGCUCUGUCUAGUGUUUACAGAGGAGUACUGCACAGCUCACAGAAUAGAGAAGCUGCUGGGCCCUCGAGACUGGGUCCAGAUACUACAGGACCAGAUCAAACUGUCCCGCAGACGCCUUAAAGAGAGGUAGGGGUGUGUGUAUGUGUGUAUGUGUUCAGAAGGUGCCUUACUGAAACUGUUGUUUUGUUGACUCCGCAGAGGCUACAGACCCUGAGGACAUCUUCAACGAACAGGUACACACAGUCGCUGAACCUGCCUUUCCCCUGCCCCUCCCUCACUUACCCAUCUUUCAUCCGUCACUGGUUUAUGCACUUUGGGUGUAAUGGCUCUGUCUUUGGCCUGUAUGUCAUAGUGAGGUCAUCCACCUGACAUCUGACAUUCUCAUCUCAAACUCCCAAAAUGUCAGCUAAUUAGUUUCACACUGUGCUCCUCUCUCUCCUGCUCCUCUCUCUUUCAAUUAUCUCUUUCACACACACUCCCAAAAUGUCAGCUAAUUAGUUUCACACUGUGCUCCUCUCUCUCCUGCUCCUCUCUCUUUCAAUUAUCUCUUUCACACACACUCCCCUUCUCUCUCCUUUGUCUCUCACUCUCUUUCACCAAUCCCGCUACUCUCUUUCUCAUGUCUCCCAUAUUUAGGUCUCUCACACUAUUUAUUUCUCAUUCUUUCCCUCUCUCCCUCGCCUUUUCUCUCUUUUGCCCUCUACAACUGUUUCUGUCUUCCAUUCCUCUCUUUACCCUGCUCCUUCCCUCCGUCUGUCUAUACUGCUCUAUUACCUCAUGGCUUAUCAGUCCAGCAGUUCUGUAACAGUAGGGUGGGGGAAGUGGACACUGUCCAGAGGAUUUACUGGACUGGACUGUGUUAAACUGGACUAAGCUCACCACAUUUAACAGCAGCUCUCAUAGGAGAACAGCAGUACACUGGAGACUAGCAAACGAUCUACAUUCACUAUAGUAUCGUAAUUAACGCUUUAUUGAACAGCUGUAUGCUUUUUAACUGUGAAAAUAAACUGUGAGGUGACACUUUCCACAGUAUCAUUUCAUUUUCCCCAUUUUGUAACGGCCUUACACACCUUUUAUUUACGUUUUCUUUAAUUUUAUUUGUUGUAUUUUGAUGUGGAUUGCUAGCUAUGAUGAUGUCAUCUUCUUGCAAUAAAAUCUCUUCAGCUGUCUGGAGAGAGGGGGGAGAGGGAGUUUCUAACAACAGGUAACACCACACACACACACACACACUUUCGCUUAUAAUUUGUUUUCGUACAUUUCAUUCAAUAAUGUUUUAAUUGUAAGCGUAAAAAUGUGUCAUGUAAGCUGUGACUACAACAAGCCAGCAAGUUUGGUAGAGGUGGGGAAGAAUGUGACUGAUUGA